Molecule: messenger RNA, 1332 nt
Organism: Aspergillus nidulans FGSC A4
Lineage: Eukaryota; Fungi; Ascomycota; Eurotiomycetes; Eurotiales; Aspergillaceae
Product: GNAT family N-acetyltransferase
Exons: 2
Coding region: 1-1332 (443 amino acids)
Biological process (GO): siderophore biosynthetic process
Molecular function (GO): acyltransferase activity
Source: RefSeq, a predicted model, not a curated record
AUGGCCUCCGCCGACAAACUCCCCCUGAUCCGGCUCCCUGAGCCAUACAAAACAACCUACCGACUCCAGGUGGUGUCCGUCCAGCACGGCACGCGCAAGCUUCAAUUGCGACGGUCGCCGCGCGUCGACGAUGGCCUGCCGCCUCCAGAACCCCUUCACCGCGACUCGUUCCACUUCACUGACCUUCGCGAGCCCGAUCCCUAUACGACACCGCCCGAGGGGAACAACUCGGCAUGGGCCAGGGCACAGCGAAGCCCCGUCACAUACUGGAACUGGGAAGGACAGGAGCCGCCGACGGUAGCGCAGAUCUGGAAUGUUCUCUAUGCGCUCCUGACAUUGCGCACCGAGUUUGAGAUCUUCCGCGCUGUGCUUUCGGGCGAGGGAAGGGAGCUGUUGGCUCAGGAGUUACAAGCAGUCGGGCUGGCGACUUCACAUCCCAGCCCUUCAGCGCCGCCCGGUCAGAUUCUCCCGCAGUCUGCAGGCACGCCCGAUCAGCUGGUGAUAUACCGCAGCACGUUCUGGCAGGGCGCCGGGUCGCCGUUCGGGUCGAGGCCGGUAUGGGUAUGUGAUCCAGACAUCUAUACGUCGCUUCGCCGGCCUUUGACGGCGUUCCCCGUCCAUCCUGUCCAGCAUACAUUGACAACCAAGACGUCUGACGUGCGCGUUCACGCUCUCCAUCCCAUUCGACCGCGUAAACCGACUCCCGGGUCGAAAAUGUACAGUCGAUAUAUACCCCAGCUGGAUGAGUUCUUCUCGCUCUGGGCGUUAGACUAUCGAGACGACGAGCAUCUGCGGCUGUUUCACAUGUGGCAGAACGAUCCUCGAGUUGCCAGAGGCUGGAACGAGACGGGGACACUCGAGCAGCACAGGGAGUAUCUUCGGAAACUCGAAGAAGAUCCUCACCAGAUUGCCGUUCUGGCCAAAUUCAAUAAUACGUUCUUUUCGUACCACCAGAUCUACUGGGCUAAGGAAGACAGCAUCGGCGCACACUACGACGCCGACGACUGGGAUCGCGGGCGCCACUCGCUAGUUGGCGACGUGCGCUUCCGCGGCCAGCAUCGGGUAAUAGUCUGGUGGUGCAGUAUCAUGCAUUAUAUGUUCCUGGAUGAGUCACGCACGAGGUACAUUGUCGGCGAGCCGGAGUUCACGAAUCUGACAGUGCUGGCCUACGAUCACGCUACGGGAUUUGGUCUCGAGAAACUGAUCGAUCUCCCCCAUAAGCGCUCUGCCCUGGUCAAGUGCAGCCGAGAGAAGUUCUUCCAGAUCUCGCCCUUCCGAUUCGAUGGGUCCGACCAUCUGGAGAGGGAUCCGUAUCGGGCGUUGAAGUUGUAG